AUGUCUUCCGAAAGAGAGCAGCUGCCGUCGCCCCCUCCGCCGCCGAAGAUAUUGAAGGAACUCCACGAAUACUUUCCUCUUCCUCUAGCACCUUGUCCUCUUCCUACUGGAACCUCUAGACCUAAUCCUAUCCCUUUCAAUCCUCUUCCUGAUAGAAUUCCUACUCUCCCUUCGAUAGCUCUUCCGGGAAGAUGUGGUGAAUGCGGCCACCUCCACCUUGGCUUCUGCAGUGAUCUGUGGAAGUACAAGGGCUGCCUAGGACCGCCAUGGGAUUUCUGUACGGAUCACAAUCUGAGUACCCAGGAUCGGCAGCGUGACGAAGUUGCAAGACAUGAAGCGUACCAGGUCAACGGCCGUAUGGAACUUCGGCCUCAUACUGCAAAUAUACAAAAUCCAGAUCCUGCUUCAUGCCCACAGGCGACCGAAGACGUCUUGAAUCCGCCGUGCAGUGGCACUUUACCGCGGUUACCGGAGCCACCACAGCGGAGACGCAGCAGAAGUGCCGCGUGGGUUGGUGCAAGUCCUCCUCCCCCUCCUCCUCUUUAUUUGAUUGAUCUAUCACUAUUCAAACCUCUUACUGCUACCCCCAUCCGACAAAACAGUAGCUUCGGCGACGAAAGCUAUGCGGAGAGACUGGUUGACUUCAAAUCCAAUGGUAUGAAUCCAAGGCGAAUUGACCGACCCUACAACAGCGAGCCCAUCCACGCCAACGAUGAAGAAUUUCCGCUCCAUGCCCCGAGCCCAAGAAAGUCCUCGCUACCGAAGGUCCUCAACUUCGAACUCACCGAAGACCUAAGUUCAUAUCCCGCCAAAAUCCGCCAAGCGCUCGAGAAUUCAGCAUACAUAGGCGCACAAGAUUACUCACCAAGCGGCGGAACAGCUGAAUACGAGCUGGUCCAAGAGGACUGGCUCAAAGAAAAGGCAAAGCUAGAGAGCGAAAAGUUGGUGGGCACCUUUAGGAGUCGGCAUACGGCGAACACUGAGGCAGCGAAGAUGUUCCUCCAUCGGUUCUGGGUGCAGGUUAUGGACCACCAGCAGUUCUACGAAGCUUAUAUAGGAAAGUCGGGUAUAUUGACGUUGAAUAUUGAGACCGAGGACGCGCAGGGUAGGAAAAGGUGGGGGAGCGUGUUCGUGCGCAGGAAGGGUAGUCCGGGCACGGGUCAAUUCGGGGGUGGAUGGGUCAAUGCCCCGUUGAUGGCAAAUGCGUCAACAGCCCCUUGA
Didymosphaeria variabile is the source of this 1221-nucleotide messenger RNA. RefSeq lists its product as uncharacterized. The record is from RefSeq and is a predicted model, not a curated record. NCBI's taxonomy places the organism in Eukaryota, Fungi, Ascomycota, Dothideomycetes, Pleosporales, Didymosphaeriaceae. The coding region runs from base 1 to 1221 and encodes 406 amino acids. The transcript has a single exon.